Trypanosoma grayi is the source of this 1149-nucleotide messenger RNA. RefSeq lists its product as hypothetical. NCBI's taxonomy places the organism in Eukaryota, Euglenozoa, Kinetoplastea, Trypanosomatida, Trypanosomatidae. The record is from RefSeq and is a predicted model, not a curated record. The transcript has a single exon. The coding region runs from base 1 to 1149 and encodes 382 amino acids.
AUGAUGCUGCGCCGUCUGCCCCCCGCCCGGCCGGUGUCCGCGCUGUCUGUCACGAUCCUCGCGCGGUGGUGCAGCACGCAGUCGGGCAAGACGCCGACGGAGAACGAAAGGGUCGCAAACGGCGACAAGACAGUGGAGAACCACACCGGUGGGGAUUCCCUCACGAAUAUGGACACGAGUAUUGAGAAGAGGGGCGGGUUUCUGAAGCCAUCCGAUGAUGUAGUGCUGGAGUACGCCAGACACGCGCUAGAGCGGGAAGGGCGUGACAAACAGCCGGAAGCAAUUGUGUGGCAGUGGGAAACGACGCACCCACCUAUCUUAGCGAAGGGAAAACAAAAUUUUUACGACUACACUGACGACAUUCCAAAACACGUGAAGCCGUUUUGGCAUCAUGAGUACUACCAGCAACGGGAGUACUUCCGCCUGCAGCGUGAGAAACGCCCAUUAGAGGAGCGGCUGAAGAUUUGGGGUGUCGUGAUAACUUGCAUCACAGUGGCUGGUGGCAUUCUUACGCUUUUCCGCGUCUGGGUGGGACAGCCUAAGGAGAUUCGCGAGCUGCGUGAGGAGUUGCUGCAGCAAACGUACGGUAAAGUGCUGGAGCUCUCUGCCGGUCACGGCCAAAACAUCGGGGCAUACCCCUACCCUGUGCAUGAGAUUGUGAUGUGCGACUCCAACGCGCAGCAACUUCAGGCGCUGCGGUACCGCCUGCCGCAUACGUCCUAUCCCAAGUACGACGUGCGUCGUGUGCGGUCGGAGAACCUGGAGGUAUUUGCCGAUGGCGAGUUCGACUGCGUGGUGGAUAUGUUCGGUCUUUGCCACCUGCACGACCCCGUCAUGGCGCUGCGCCAAAUGCAGCGGGUGGUGAAGCCGAGCGGUCUCAUUCUGCUGCUCGAACACGGAAGCAGCCCCUACCCACCCGUCAACUGGUUCCUNGAUUACUUUGAGAACCGCCAUAAGGUGAACACCCACGGCUGCAAGUGGAACACGCCGAUCCGGGACUACCUAAAGGAGUCACGCCUGGAGAUCAAGGAGCUGCGAAACAUGCACUAUGGAACAACGUACUACGUGGUGGCGUACCCGGAAGCGCUGGAGGCUUUCAAGGAUCGCGAUGGAUCUGCGGCAGCUGCAGCCGCAGUGCAUGUCGCAUAA